This is a messenger RNA of Entrophospora sp. SA101, 663 nucleotides long. Lineage: Eukaryota; Fungi; Glomeromycota; Glomeromycetes; Entrophosporales; Entrophosporaceae. The record is from the annotation of a GenBank genome assembly.
AUGAAAAUUGAACAAAAUAUCAAUAUCUUUCUUUUAACAUGGGCCGUUGUUUCAUUCACAUUUUUCAAUAUAAUUUUAGCACAAGAAACACAAGGAACGAUUAAAAAGGCAUUUGAUUUGAGUGAUAUUAAACUAGCUGUUAGUACUUCGGAAGCUGUUAGAAAACUAACCGAAAGUUUAACAUACCCUAAUUCACUUUCCACGCUUAUUCAAUUAAAUCAAGGAGAUGAUAUAAAAAUGAUAUUUACUAUAAGAGAUGAAAAGACACAAAAAGGAAUCCAACCUCACCAAGCCUUUUUAGUUUUAUCUUCUGAAAAUAACAAUAAGAUUCAAUUGCCUUUUAUUGUACAAGUUCGUGAAUCAGGGAAAGCUAGUGUUAAAUUGUCAAUACCAGAAGAAUUGUUUUCGUCACCAAGAAAGUAUCAUCUUGAUCUUAUAAUUGGAACUUUUUUUCACAACAAACCAAUUAAAUAUCAUAUUGGAACUGUCAAUCUUGAUUUAACAACUUCAUCAUCAGAUGAAAUAGUAUAUGGACCACGUCCAGAAAUAAUUCAUAUUUUUAAAUCUUCACAAAAGUUGCCACCAUUAUGGUUGUCUUAUAUUUUUUCAGUAAUAUUACUGAUACCUUGGAUGUUUUUGAUUGUGGCUACGUCUUGGUGUUAA